AUGACGGCGCUACUGAGCCGAGCAGGCAGACUGAGCAGCGGUGCGCUCCGUAGGCGCAUCAACACCACACGCGCAAAAUCGACAACGACAACGACAACGACAGCAACGGCAACAGCAACAGCCGCACGCGCGGUGCCCGCGAGCAUUCCACUGGACGCACACACGGGCGGCGCGACGGUGGUGUCGGGUGACGGGGCGACGCAUGUGACGACGCUGGGCAACGGACUGCGGGUGGUGUCGGAGCGCAGCCCCGGGCACUUUGCGGCGUUGGGCGUGUACGGCGCGGCGACGGCUGGGUUCGGGCAUCUACUGGACCGGCUGGCGUUCCGCAGCUCGGCGCGGUUCAGCAGCGCCGAGGCGAUGGCGACGAUCGAGCGGCUCGGCGGCAGCAUCAUGAGCUCGUCGUCGCGCGAGUGCAUCAUGUACCAGGCAGCGGUGUUCCCGCACGACGUCGGCACGGCGCUGGGGCUGCUGGCUGACACGACGCUGCGGCCGCGGUUCCUGGAUGAGGAUGUGGCCGAGCUGCAAGCCGCCGUGCCAUGGGAGCUGCAGGACUUUGCGUCCAAGCCGGAGCUGUUCCUGCCUGAGAAGAUGCACGAGGUGGCCUUUGCCGGCACGCUGGGAAACCCGCUGCUAUGCCCGCUGCCGCAGCUACAGGCCGCCACGCCGGCCGCGCUGGCCGCCUACCAUGCGCGCUGGUACCGGCCUGAGCGCAUGGUCGUGGCGGCCGUCGGCGUCGACCAUGGCGAGCUGGUGCGGAUGUGCAGCGACGCGGGCUUCGGCGACGGCAAGGGCGAGGAGGUUGCAGGCACCGAUGGCAGGGGCGAUGCAGGUGCCCAAGCCGUGGCCGGCGGCUCGUGGCUCGGCAGGAUGCUCGGCCCCGGCAAGACGCUCGGGCCGGGUGGCCACACCGCCACCACGGGUCCCAGCCCUGCCUACACCGGCGGCACGUGGCUCGACCCGCAGCGCGACGUCGACUUCACGCAGGUGCACCUGGGGUUCCGCAGCGCCGGCAUCGACGACGAGCACGCGCUGUACGCGUACGCGACGCUGCAGAUGCUGCUGGGCGGCGGCGGGUCGUUCUCGGCCGGCGGGCCCGGCAAGGGCAUGUACUCGCGGCUGUACACGCGUGUGCUCAACCAGCACGCGUGGAUCGAGUCGUGCGUGGCCUUCCACCACUGCUACACCGACACCGGGCUCUUUGGUGUGUCGGCGUCGUGCCGCCCGCGCAACGAGCACGCACUGCUGGACGUCGUCGCCGCUGAGAUCGAGGCCGUCGCGUCGCCGUCAGCAGCCGGCCGCGCGUCGCCACCUCAAGAGCAACUGCUGAUGAACCUCGAGAGCCGCAUGGUGCAGCUCGAGGACCUGGGCCGCCAGAUCCAGGUGUCCGGCCGCAAGAUCCCGGCCGCUGCCAUGGUCGACCACAUCGAGGCCAUCACGCUGGCCGACAUCACGGCCGCUGCCGCGCGCCUGCUGAGAGCCCCGCCACGCUGCUUGUGCAGGGCAACACCGACGGCGUCAGCAGCUUUUACCCACAAGUGGCCGCCAGCCAUGGGAUUACAGCCCGCCGCUGAGCCAGGCCAAUAG
Kickxella alabastrina is the source of this 1587-nucleotide messenger RNA. Its product is annotated as Metalloenzyme, LuxS/M16 peptidase-like protein. NCBI's taxonomy places the organism in Eukaryota, Fungi, Kickxellomycota, Kickxellomycetes, Kickxellales, Kickxellaceae. Gene Ontology annotation, molecular function: metal ion binding. Gene Ontology annotation, cellular component: mitochondrion. The record is from RefSeq and is a predicted model, not a curated record. The transcript is spliced from 3 exons. Bases 1 to 1587 code for a protein of 528 amino acids.